Rhodamnia argentea is the source of this 2612-nucleotide messenger RNA. Its product is annotated as probable inactive purple acid phosphatase 1. The record is from RefSeq and is a predicted model, not a curated record. Gene Ontology annotation, molecular function: metal ion binding; acid phosphatase activity. Lineage: Eukaryota; Viridiplantae; Streptophyta; Magnoliopsida; Myrtales; Myrtaceae.
CGAUGACGCGGGAGCAUGAUCCGUCAGCUGAUCAAUAGAGCGUACUUUGUUGGCGGAAACCCGACCAGGAUCCGGCGUCGUCGGUCGCCGAAGACGGCGCGCGUGCCCGCCUGUCGACGCAAAUAUAGAUAGUCUCUGAUUCGGUAUUCAAAUUUGUCGAGCGAUUUCGGCCCGAAUCGAAUCGAAUUGUCCGCCGGAAUAUUCCGAUUCCCAUCGAACCGCAACCAGCGCGCGCAUUCAUCUGCAACGACUGAGAAAAAUGAAAAUCGAUUCCACACUACGUCGCGCCUCACAUCAACUGUGGAGGCGCUGUCGAUUCCGUCGUUUUGCGGCUUUAAGAUUCCUUCAUCCGACUUUUUGCCAGCACGCCAUUGUGACCCACCUUCGUGUCAAGGAGCAAGUCAUCGUCUUGCCUUUCGCUGCGCCUUUUUUCAGCUCUCUGUUUGUCGGACUGGGUGUUUGAAUGCGGAUGGGGAGAGGUAUGAGAGUUGUGGGAUGGGCUUCGUUGGCUGCUUUGGCGUUGGUUGCGAGCUUGGUCGAGCGAGUGAGGUCACAUGGUGACCAGCCUCUGGCUAGGAUCGCCGUUCACGAGACGGUCUUUGCUCUUGAUGGAAGAGCGAGCAUCAAGGCGUCUCCUUCAGUUCUCGGAGCAACGGGGCAAAAUACGGAGUGGUUAUCAUUGGAGUAUGGCUCUCCGAACCCAUCGGUUGAUGACUGGAUUGGAGUAUUUUCUCCUGCGAAUUUCAGUGCUUCCACCUGUUCACCUGAAAAUCCGAAAGUUCUUCCGCCUGAUCUAUGUUCAGCACCGAUCAAGUAUCAAUAUGCGAAUUACUCAAGCCCUGCAUAUAUAAGUACGGGAAAAGGGUCCCUAAAGUUUCAGUUGAUCAACCAGAGAUCAGAUUUUUCAUUCGCACUUUUUUCUGGUGGUAUAUUAAAUCCAAAACUGGUUGCAGUAUCAAAUGCGGUUGCAUUUGCAAAUCCAAAGGCUCCAGUUUAUCCUCGCCUAGCUCAAGGAAAAGAAUGGAAUGAAAUGACUGUAACAUGGACAAGUGGAUAUGGAAUAGCUGAAGCAGAGCCAUUUGUUGAGUGGGGUCCUCAAAGUGGAGGAAAAAUGCGUUCUCCGGCUGGAACAUUGACCUUUGACCGUAGUAGCAUGUGUGGAGCACCUGCAAGGACAGUAGGAUGGCGUGAUCCGGGAUUCAUCCACACCAGUUUCUUGAAAGAAUUAUGGCCCAACUCUGUGUAUUAUUACCAGUUGGGGCAUAGGCUAUUGAAUGGUAGUUAUAUUUGGAGCCAGAAAUACCGCUUCAGAGCAUCUCCAUAUCCUGGUCAAAGUAGCUUGCAACGCGUUGUCAUUUUUGGGGACAUGGGAAAGGACGAAGCAGAUGGCUCAAAUGAGUACAACAAUUUCCAGCGUGGCUCUCUUAAUACCACCUAUCAGCUUGUUAAGGACUUGAAGAACAUUGAUAUAGUGUUUCACAUUGGAGAUAUAUGCUAUGCAAAUGGAUAUAUUUCGCAGUGGGAUCAGUUUACAGCGCAGGUUGAGCCAAUUGCCUCAAGUGUUCCUUACAUGAUUGCGAGUGGUAAUCAUGAACGAGAUUGGCCUGGAACUGGAUCCUUUUAUGAAAAUACAGACUCAGGAGGUGAAUGUGGUGUCUUGGCCGAAACAAUGUUUUAUGUUCCUGCAGAGAACGGGGCUAAGUUUUGGUACUCCACUGAUUAUGGCAUGUUCAGAUUCUGCAUUGCUGAUACAGAACAUGACUGGAGGGAGGGAACAGAGCAAUACGAGUUCAUUGAGCACUGUCUAGCAUCUGUUGAUAGACAAAAACAACCAUGGCUGAUUUUCCUUGCACAUCGGGUUUUGGGUUAUUCAUCUGCUGACUUUUAUGCUGUGGAAGGAUCGUUUGAAGAACCAAUGGGCAGGGAGAGCCUUCAAAAACUUUGGCAGAAGUACAAGGUUGACAUUGCCGUCUAUGGCCAUGUUCAUAAUUAUGAAAGGACUUGUCCUAUUUACCAGAAUGUCUGCACAAAUGAAGAGAAAAACUACUACAAAGGAACCCUGAAUGGAACUAUACAUGUCGUGGCUGGUGGUGGUGGAGCAAGCCUUGCGGAGUUCACUACUCUCCGAACAAAAUGGAGCUUGUUCAGAGACUAUGAUUACGGGUUCGUAAAGCUAACUGCAUUCGAUCAUUCGAACCUAUUAUUCGAGUACAAGAAGAGCAGCGAUGGGAAAGUUUACGACUCUUUCAGAAUCAGUAGGGAUUACAGAGACAUCUUGGCUUGCACAGUUGAUAGUUGUCCAAGCACAACACUGGCAUCGUAACUCAGAAACGUAAGGCAGAUGGAUAGCCAAAUGGCUAUCGGAGUUUGUCAUCCUUGUAUCACGAGGUUUUGUGCUGCGCAACUUCUUCUCCUCCUGUUUAUUUCUGUAAAGCAUCACAUAAAGCCUUAUAUUUUCCUCUCUGACGUUGUUUCUCUAGGCUGUUGCACCGUCCGUGUUGAUAUAUCGACUCCGAAAUCAGUAGGAUAAUGUCAAUGAUGCGUGUCUACUACAAAGUCAUACCCAAAUGGUGAUAUCUUGACCCUAUUAAUACAGGCUGGGACCUGCCCAA